Epinephelus lanceolatus (giant grouper) is the source of this 2440-nucleotide messenger RNA. RefSeq lists its product as uncharacterized. NCBI's taxonomy places the organism in Eukaryota, Metazoa, Chordata, Actinopteri, Perciformes, Serranidae. The record is from RefSeq and is a predicted model, not a curated record. Gene Ontology annotation, cellular component: ciliary membrane; Golgi apparatus. Gene Ontology annotation, biological process: negative regulation of smoothened signaling pathway.
CGCAACAGACAUGGAGACGCGAGCUGCCUGAAUUUUAGUUCUCAUUGCUGUGAGAGGACAGCACCGCCUUGCAUGAAGCACCCUUGCUGUGCGUUUCAUGUGCUUUUUAAAGAGGUAAAGUGACGAUAUAGUGCAUUUGAGUGAGGAGGUUUGGAGCUGCAGAGAGGCGCAUUGAUCGCGAGCAUGGGCGGCGUUUCCCGUCUGUGUGCGUCCAGAGGAAAGAGAAAGCUUCCAUUUGGGGGGAGAGAGCUCGGGGGCUCCAUGCACACUCAGGAAACAAGUCGACUGCAUGCAUGAAUACGCUUUCACUGCUGGAGGUUUAAUCACCGAGUAAAGCCAAUUCUCCACCCCGCUUUCUGCUCAUGUCACCGGGAUGUGUUGGAGCAUCCGGAGGUAAGUGAUCCAUGAACCCGGGAAGCGACCCUCUCCUCCCGGGCUGGAGAAGGGCCAGCAGGUCGGGUCAGGCUCGGCUGCUGGAGGACUAAAUGAAAGGGGAUGUUUUGAAGGAUCAGCCUGCAUAUUUCAAGGAUCAAACAUGUGCGGACAAAUCAUGGAUCUUCAUCAUCCUCAUCAUCAUAAGUUAGCUGGCUGGCUCUAGGUUAGGCUGCUGACUUCUAGAUGUCCCGCCUCCCCUCAGGUGAGACAGAGGCACACAAACACUCUGACCUCCACCUGUGUCCACCGACAUGGAUAAACUCACCGUGAUUUCAGGAUGUCUCUUCCUCGCUGCAGACAUCUUUGCCAUCGCCAGCAUCGCCAACCCGGACUGGAUCAGCACUGGAGAAUCAGCUGGCUCUCUGACUGUGGGUCUGGUUCGUCAGUGCCAGACCAUUCACGGCAGAGACCGGACCUGCAUCCCCCCGCAGCUUCCCCCGGAGUGGAUCACCACACUCUUCUUCAUCAUCCUGGGCAUCAUCUCCCUCACCGUCACCUGUGGUCUGCUGGUGAUGUCACGCUGGCGCCGCGAAGCUGCCCGAUACGCCCGAUGGAUCGCCUUCACAGGGAUGGUCCUGUUCUGCAUGGCUGCCCUCAUAUUCCCCAUCGGCUUCUACAUCAACGAGGUUGGAGGACAGCCAUAUAAGCUCCCCAACAACACGGUGGUGGGCUCCUCCUACGUCCUCUUCGUUCUGUCCAUAUUCUUCACCAUCGUGGGACUGCUGUUUGCUGGGAAGGUGUGCCUGCCCGGCUGAAAAACUCUCCUCUUCUUUUUGUGUCUUUGGAGAAACUCCACCAUUGGAGGCAACUUUUGUGACUCUUCAUGGCAGUGUUGGAAGCAUAGCUGAAGUUGAACAAAACUGAGAAACAUCUGUUUGUGUUUGUCCUUAGGAUGAUUUGUCACAAUUCCUGUAACUGGAGCCGAAAUCAUGCCAUCCGUCCAUCUGUUUGUUCAGAGACUGAGCAGAGGCAGAGAGCUCUGAAACAGCCCUUAUCAUCAUCAGUCCUGAACGAUGAGUGUGAAGUGAUGAACAGGCAGGAGAAUUAUAAAAAACAUGAUGGAAAUGGAUUCAAACAUCCGAACUUUCAAGGGAGGCCUGCUGUAUUAUCCGUCACCUUAACAUUUACUGACAGAUAACCCUUGCUCUUCCCAUCCCAUCAACAAGAUGCACACAGACUGACAUGUCAGGCCACAUGCUGGCCAAAGCACCAAAUAUCGGCCAGUCACCUCCAAUAUAACGGAGGCUCUUCUCUGACCACAGCUACAUGGAACUAUCUGUAAUAUAUACAGUGAUGUUUCAUUUUCUUGGCACAUUUUAUUUAUUUGUUUAAUUGUUCAGUUCUGUUUUUUGUAAAGGUAUUUUUUAUUGAAAGGCCUAAUGUAUCCCAGAGUUUCCCUGCCGUUAAUGUGUGGUGGAUCACUUUGCCUUAAAGAACUGUUAACCUUAAAAUAAGUAUCAUAUUGUUGAGUUGUAGUGUCUUGGGAUCAAUUUUAAAAUUCUGGAUACAUGAAAUGAUCUCGCAUAAAAAUGUUAGAACUAGAAUGUAAAAUGGGCUUUCAGGCAACAUCGGUCCAAAAUGAUCAUAAUGAGGAGUGAGUAGUGUAAAGUUGUGUGCAUGGAUGUGUUGCAUUAAUAUGAGCUGGUCUCUACAAUGAUGUAUGGAUCAGCAGUGAGCCUCACAUCGACAGGUCAAACCUGUUCCGGUCUCUCUGUUACGGCUUUGUUCUUUCUAGUGAUGUAGUGAAUGUAUUAUUCACCUUUUGAGCAUUUCCUGUUGUUUAAACACUGUAUCAAGAAAUGACUGGAUCUAUGACUAGUUUGUUUUAUAUAUUUGAGAUGCCGACUUCAUUUCUGUGUAAAUGACAGACAGCCAGUCUGUGACAUUUUCUAGAAGCACUGUGAUGUUCUUGAAUGAGCAUGGAAGAUCUCAUUGCAUUAAAAAUGACUCAUUGGAACACUGAUUGUCUCAAUUUGUUUUAACAGUUUCUUUUAGAAGACCAUCU